Messenger RNA from Biomphalaria glabrata, 2930 nucleotides. Its product is annotated as myosin heavy chain, striated muscle-like. The record is from RefSeq and is a predicted model, not a curated record. The transcript is spliced from 20 exons. The coding region runs from base 151 to 2757 and encodes 868 amino acids. NCBI's taxonomy places the organism in Eukaryota, Metazoa, Mollusca, Gastropoda, Planorbidae.
ACUUUUCAGCCAAUCAAAAUUUAGCAUUUUCCGUCGUUACCUGUAAACAACAUGGCGAUGGAAACUAUGAAACUUCAAAGAGACCUAGAAUAAGAAAAGGAAUGUCAUCCACCUUCUGAUUAUGUGAAAAGUAAAAGUACCAUACUUGAGAUGCGAAAGAGUCAUAUCUAUUACCCAUUUGCUACACAUUACGAGUUAGGUAAAAUUGAUAACAACACCGCAUCCAAGUCUCAAGGAACAUCAAAACUGCCCCUUAUUGCAACAGCAACGCCCUCACAGGGCGUUGAAAGUCGUCUGUUUCCAGUCAUAACACAAAAGGACAAUAUGGGAGCUCUGAAAGUGGCCACAGAAAUUCUAGAUGGUGAUGACAGAGUAAAACUCCUGGAAACUAAACUUGGAGUCUCAGAAAAGUCAAACAGAACUUUAUUGGAAGAGGUUAUUAGAAUGCAAAAUGAUCUUCGCCUAAUGAUUAGACGAAAUGAAGAAAAUAUUAAGGAUGAACAGCUUUCUAGACAACAGAUUGAAAGCUCUCUGCACAUAGUGAAUGAUCUCAUUACAAAACUCUCUAUUAGAAUCAAAUCUGCUGAAGAUAAAAUUAUUGAAGAAAGAUCUGCAUUGACUUCAUUGAUAUCUCAUACCAAAGGUGUUGAACAAGCUGUAAUAGCUGGACAGCAGACCAUCACAGCAAAGAAGAAUUCUGAAACAACUAAAAUACAAGAAUUGAAUCUACAGCUUACAGAAAUACAAAGACAACGAGACCAACUAGAAAAAGUUACAUUUAACUUAACAGAAGAACUCAGGGCAUUAAAACUAAAAGUAGACAGUCAAAGUGUUGAGUUUACUAGUACAAUUAAUGAGCUAAAAUUGCGGUCAAGACGGCUGGAAGAUGAAAAUAAAAUUCAGAUGGAAGCAUUAAGAAAACAUGGAGAUUUAUAUAGUACCUCAGAAACUAGUACAACACAUUUACGGGGACAAGUUGAAUCAAGAUUAUCAGAGCUGCGAGAUGUAAUCAUGGAGUUAAGAACUAAACAGGAACAGGAAGUCAAUGAUAGAAGAAUGCUUGAGCAACAACUGCAACAGAGAAUAAGUGAACUACAGAGUUAUCUGUCUGAACAAAACCGUAAAAGAGAAGAAGCCUUGCACUCUAUGGACAUGAUGCAAAGAGAAAAAGAACGCUUGUCUGAAAAUGAAAAGUAUAAAAUUCAAGGUAAACUUUCAGAGACUGUGGAGGAAGUCAACAAAAAACUUCUAAAUAAAGAGAUCAAGUUAAGAGAAGAGCUACAAGAAAAAUAUCAGCAGUUAGAGAGGCUGAUUCACCAAGAGCAGCACUUGCGACAGAAGUAUGAAGAUGAAGAUGAUAGAAGGUGGCAAGGUAUUCGAAAGUUUCGAGAGGAUGAAAUUGCUGCUUUCAAAGAAACUUUACAAUCAGAGAGGCUGAAAAAUAAAGAGGCUUUUCAGAAGCUGGAUGAAUCUAUAAGUUUAAUAGGAAAACAGCUGAGUGAACAGAAGAAACAAACAGAUAAAGUUGUAGCUGCUGAAAUACAUUCUAGGAAAUUACAUGAACGAAGUACAACAGAAAAGCUAGAACAACUUAAUGAAAAACUUUCAUUGGCUGCAAGCUCAUUACAAACAGCUAUUGGAGGAGUCAACGGAAACUUUGCUUUUCACACUGACAAGUUAAGAGCUGAGCUAAAAUCACUAUUGGCAGCAUCAGAACAAUCAAAUGCCAGAGCAGUAACAGAACUUGAUGCUAGAGUUCAAAGUGUCAAGCAAAGAAUUAGUGCACUGGAACAACAACUAGAGGUGCAAAUAUCAGAGGCUCUUGCCAUUGUCACUUGUCCAGAGACUUUGGAAUUAAAUGAGGCUACAGCAAUCCUGGCACAAAACUUGAGAGAAAAGGUUGAAUCCAUCUCACUAUGGCAAGAGGUGACAAGCCAGACCAUCAGAGAACUGAACCAAAGUAUCCAAGGACUACCUAAUGAAAUAUAUGCUGUUGAGAAUAAACAAAGAGACUUUAAGUCAGAGAUAGAAACAAAGAUGCUAUCUGAAACAAAUGCAAGAAUGAGUGAAAUAGAAGUCUUGAAGCAUGAAAUAAAUUUACUUAAAACAAAGAAACAACCUCCAGUAGUUACUGCUGAUGACAUCCAAGAGAUUCAGUUGUCUAUUAGAAAACUAGCUGAAUCUGUGCAAACUGUCAAAACUGUGAUUGGAAUGAAACUACAAUCUGAACAAAAAACUUAUUUAUUAGGCCAUGAAACUCUUCAACUACAAAUCAAUAAGCUUGAGAAUAAAUUAAGAAAUGUCCAGCAAGGUGAUGACGAAUAUUCAAAGUUCAAUAAAGAAAAACUUGAAUAUAAUUGGAGGCAUGAUGUUACAGAAGAUAUUCCAUUAAAAUGGAAACUAAAACAGAAUAAAGAGGAAAAUGUAUCCAAACAAAGGCAAAGUGGAAGACAAGAAAAUGAAACAGAGGAAGCUGAUUGGAAUUUACUUAGUUCUAUUGCUUUUUCUCUUGAUGAAGAUAAAAUUAAUGACACGUCCAGAAUUCAGAAAUCAUAUGAUUUCCCUAACAAAAGUAAGAUACAAGAAAACAAAACAAAAGAAGAUGACGUGAAUAAAGAGGAAUAUGUUAACCAAGAAAAGCGAAAUGCUGAUUAUACAAGAGAAUUGACACUGAAAACUGAAGACAACCCUCGCCCAAUGUCUCAACAAUUAUCAGAGCAAGAUCAAAAUAACAAUAGCAAACUUUCUCCGCUCUAAUCCUAAAUGUCCUCUUUAGAAAGUAUUGCAUUGAGAGACAAGAAGAUAUAGAAAAGUUACAGGAUCAGCUUAUCAAACUCGAAAGAAAAGUUGAAACAUCUAAUUCAGAUCAAUCUAAUAGAGGAGACAGAAAUAGAGGUAGAGAUAAUGACAGAAACAAUGUAGACGAUGAC